Molecule: messenger RNA, 2445 nt
Organism: Penicillium canescens
Lineage: Eukaryota; Fungi; Ascomycota; Eurotiomycetes; Eurotiales; Aspergillaceae
Product: dual-specificity mitogen-activated protein kinase kinase
Exons: 4
Coding region: 384-1643 (419 amino acids)
Biological process (GO): protein phosphorylation
Molecular function (GO): protein kinase activity; ATP binding
Source: RefSeq, a predicted model, not a curated record
GCCUUAUCUCUUACAGUGUACUCCGUACUUUUUCCCUCUUUACCCCACCUCUCUCUUUCUCUGCCUUCCAUCCAGGACUCGCGGUCCGUCGACGCUGUGGCUACUCUCGCUGAUCCGAACGAGUUGUUCUUGCCUGGCGAAAGGCAAAACAAUCUCGCCAUGUCAUCCUCCGUCCCUCUCCUUCGACCGCCCGUCCCUGGCGCCCGCAACAACAACGGCAGCCCGCGAGCUCCGAAGCUCACGUUAGGCAUUCCCCCUCUCCAAGCGCCAAACCUGUCAAUGGCAACGGCGCCCCCGCUCCAGCGCUUCAACCUUUGCCUCAACCUCAACUCCAGCGCCCGGCUGGGCGACCUGGACGACCAACACUGCAACUGUCGACUCCCAUGGGCAGUCAGCAGAAUGUCUCCCAACAGCCAACCCUCAUGCCGAAUGGACGACCAGCUCCGCCCCCGCUGAGCACGAAUGGACUCGGAGGUGGUUCCAGUUUGGAGGUGAAGACCGUCGGACCGGCGUCUGCAACCUCUGCCAAUUAUUCGUCAGCUAAUAAUCUCUCCAUUCGACAAUCUGGCGGCGACUCAUCAGACCCUUCGUCGGCGAUUGGUUCGGUGUACUCAGAUCGCGAUGGUGUGUCGAUGGAACGCGAAAACAGCGUGAAUGGACUCCUUCCCGAUCUGGAUAAACUGUCUUUGGAGAAGGGCCGGCCCCUCGAUGUUGAUGACCUCGAUGAUGAGGGAUGGCAUGCGGCCAGUGAACAGGACAAAAUCGUCGAGUUGGGUAGUCUAGGCGAAGGUGCCGGCGGGGCCGUCACCCGAUGCAAACUCAAGGAGGGAAAGACCGUGUUCGCAUUAAAGAUCAUUACUACAGACCCAAACCCCGAUGUCAAAAAACAGAUUGUUCGUGAGCUCAAUUUCAACAAAGAUUGCGCCUCCCACCACAUCUGUCGCUACUAUGGUGCUUUCAUGGAUAAGUCUACCGGCACAAUUUCCAUUGCCAUGGAGUUCUGCGAAGGCGGCAGUCUCGACAGCAUUUACAAAGAAGUCAAAAAGCUUGGAGGUCGCACUGGAGAGAAGGUUCUCGGCAAGGUCGCCGAAGGGGUCUUGAAUGGGUUGACCUACCUCCACAGCCGCAAGAUUAUCCAUCGAGAUAUCAAACCAUCCAACAUUCUCUUAUGCCGUGACGGCAAAGUCAAACUCUGUGACUUCGGUGUUAGCGGUGAAUUCGGUACCAAGGGUGACGCCAACACCUUCAUCGGCACUUCUUACUACAUGGCUCCGGAACGUAUCACUGGUCAAUCAUACACGAUCACAUCCGACGUGUGGUCUCUCGGUGUGACUCUGCUCGAAGUCGCGCAGCACCGAUUCCCCUUCCCUGCCGAUGGGACUGAGAUGCAACCCCGUGCAGGUUUAAUAGACCUUCUCACAUAUAUUGUCCGCCAGCCAAUUCCCAAGUUGAAGGAUGAGCCGAACAGCGGCAUUCGUUGGUCGGACAAUUUCAAGUACUUCAUCGAAUGCUGUCUGGAAAAAGAACCUCCUCGACGAGCAACUCCCUGGCGGAUGCUGGAACAUCCAUGGGUACUGGACAUGAAGAACAAGAAGGUCAACAUGGCAAACUUUGUGAGGCAGGUAUGGGAUUGGAAGGAGUAAAAACCGAAGGAUCCCACCGAGACCUCCCAGUCUCGCAUUGCACUGCAUUUUUAGUUCCACUUUUGAGUAUAGGUGGCUGGAUCCCUAAGGAUUGACCUGGCUGUCAACACCACUCAAACGACCCAUUCGUCACGACUCAUCCAAUGCUUUUUGUGCUUUCCGCUUCUUUUCCCUCCCGGGCCGGAACUCGCGGAGUCUCGACAACUUUCUCAUACCCUAUCAUACCAUCCUGCUGUUUUCUCCAUCUUCCAGCGACACAGAUUUCAUCGCCAACGCUUCACCUCCUACGAUCCUUUACGGCCUGACUCUCCCGCAUUGCAUUCCUUCCAAUAUCCCCAUCCCUCCGUGGUGUCUCUCUCCCUAUCUCUCCUUUAUUUACAUUACAUUACCUAUUCCAUUCUCAUUCCCUCCCUCCUCUCUCUCUUCCCUUAUCCAUGGGAUGGACCCCCUCUCUUUCCAUUUGCUAUUCUAGUUUCUGGUUUCUCCUUUCCUGUGACAUUUCGAGCCUGGACAUAUCGGUCAUCUUGGUAUAUGGCCUUCUUCUUUUUCCUUUACGUGUAUAGCGCUCUUCCCUUGGUUCCUGUGUCUGAUUUAGGGUUUUACUUGGGGUCAUCUUUGCUUUGCAUCAUCUUUGCUUUGCACUGGAUGCGGGAGUGUAUGCAGGGCAUUGGAAGCUUCCUUAAUACCAUUGCAUCUGACUUAAAGUUACGUCGAUAUAAUAGUGCGUAGAAGCAUACACAACUUAUACCGUGGCUACCUACCUGUGAUUUACAUGUCUACGAGGGAUACACAAUAAAGCCUC